CGCCAAAUCGGGCUCAUACAAAAGUGACAGAGCACAAGGAGAACUGACAGAUGAGCCGGAGAAAGAAAGGCAGUAGAGAAAGAGGGGAGGGCCAGACCGAGAGAGGAGGCAGACGCUGUUAGCUUUCUUUGCUGCCAGUUUGCUGUUAUUCAGUUAGUGGCCAGUGAUGGGGGAUCCUGCCACCCUGCUCGAGUGCGUUACAUCUCCUGUCGUCACAGCGAUCCCUAGGUUGAUAGCUGGGGUAACGCAAGAUGCUACCAAAACCUCAUCAGCCAAUAAGAAUGGGAAGAAGGCGGACUCUGGGUCCAGCAGCAGCUUCUUCACAUGGUUUAUUGUCCUGGCUCUGCUGGGUGUGUGGACCUCUGUAGCUGUGGUCUACUUCGAUCUGGUCGACUAUCAGGGAGUCCUUGACAAGGCUAAGGGCUUACAAAUUAACCUGUCUGAGGCCUUGCAAGGUAAACUGGUCGCAUACGAUACAGAUGGCGAUGGUGAUUUUGAUGUCGAGGAUGCUAAAGUUCUCCUAGGGCUCAAAGAGAAGGCUGUGGUGGUAACCUCCCGAAGCGAAGAAGCUGCCUACCCAGGGAAGACUCCGGAAGACGAACCCGCCCGACCAGCUGUUGUUGAGCCUGAACCUGAGAUUGUGGAGGAUGUGGUUGAAGCUGCUGUAGCAGAGGACACCUCUGCCCCUCCAGCAGAGCCUGAACCCGAGGUGGUACCUGAGGCAGAACCUGAACCCGAGGCUGAACCGGAACCCGAACCCGAGGUUGAGGAGGUUAUUGAGGAAGAUCCAGAGGUGCUAGAGGAGGAGCUUCCUGCUCUCGAAGAGGAGUUCCCUGUGGAGGAGGCCCCUGAGGCUGAACCUGUGGAGGAGGUGGAAGAGGAGGCAGCAGCUGAAGAGGACAUGGCAAUAGAGCCAGCUGUGGUGGAGGAGGAGGAGGAGGCCAUUGAACCAGCUGUGGAGGAACCUCUGGCAGAGGUGGAGGCUGCAUUUGAAGACACUGAUGAAGAGGCUGGUGCUGAACAGGUGGCAUCAGAGGUUGAUGCUGUCGAGGAGCCAGCUGAGGAGGAGCCAGCAGCUGAGGAAGAGCCAGCAGCUGAGGAAGAGCCAGCAGCUGAGGAAGAGCCAGCAGCUGAGGAAGAAGCAGUUGCUGAGGAAGAGGAACCUGCAGAAGAAGCUGUGGAAGAGGAGGCGGCACUCGCAGAGGAAGAGGAGGCAGCACCCGCAGGGGAAGAGGAGGCAGCACCUCUAGAAGAAGCUGUGGAAGAGGAAGUUGCACCAUUGGAAGAAGAGGAGGCAGCACCUUCAGAAGAAGCUGUGGAGGAAGAGGCAGCACUGGAGGAAGAGGCAGCACCUGUGGAGGCGGCACUGGAGGAAGAGGCAGCACCUGUGGAGGCAGCACUGGAGGAAGAGGCAGCACUGGAGGAAGAGGCAGCACCUGUGGAGGCAGCACUGGAGGAAGAGGCAGCACCUGUGGAGGCAGCACUGGAGGAAGAGGCAGCACCUGUGGAGGCAGCACUGGAGGAAGAGGCAGCACCUGUGGAGGCAGCACUGGAGGAAGAGGCAGCACCUGUGGAGGCAGCACUGGAGGAAGAGGCAGCACCUGUGGAGGCAGCACUGGAGGAAGAGGCAGCACCUGUGGAGGAAGAGGAGGCAGCAUCCUCAGAAGAAGCUGUUGAGGCAGAGGCAGGUCCAGAAGCAGUAGAGGAGGAGCAGAAAGAGCCAGAGGCAGAAGCACAGGAAGUAGAGGAAGCAGUAGCAGAAGCAGCUGUGUUUGAGACAGAGGAACAGAUUCAGGAUGAGACCAUAGAAACGUAGAGCCUGCUGUGGUCGUCGUGGUGACGGAGCAGGGACCCACUGACCUUGCAUAAGCACCGUCUAUGCUCGCUCAGAGCAGUGAUGCACCUCUCCACCCCCAGAGAAACAAUUGAGUCGUCAUGACAACACUCUCCCCAUCCCUCUGUUCUCACAUCUCCCUUAUACUUUCCUCUUGCUGUUGGUUUGUGAUGAUCUUUGAAUUGUUCCAUGAUCUGGUACUCCUGAUUCUACCCUUUUUUUCUUUAAGUAGAUAGUCCAUUUUCUUUUUGUCGGGGGGGGGGGGGGUCAGUGUGAAUCGGCUCCACCUUCAGUCUGCAGUCAAUCUGUAGAGCUGGAACUUAAUGUGGAAGUCUCAUUGACGUAGUCUGGCUUCCUGGAUGUGAAUCUGUUGCCAGGGGAGCUCAGGCUGCUGAGACGGUGUAGCAGCCAGCUGUUUGACACGCCUCUGCUCCAGCCUCCCAGUAUAACUGUCUCUCUGUGGCAGCGCUGAUCAGAGGUCAUUCCACUCAGCUGUGUUUAGUUCUGCUCUGUGUUUCUAUGCAAAGCUGUGGUGGUGUCUGCCCCCCUCCACCCACCCAGCCAUUUACCUACCACUCAGUAUGUGUUGAAUCCAGGAUGAGCCGUGUGCUAGCAUGUGAAGGAGAGCGUGUGUGUGUUGGUGUGUAUGAGCAUGUUCUUGUGUGGGCGAGUCUCUUUUACUAGUCAGACCUUUGUGUGAGCCGUUAAUGUCAUGAAGUCGUUUUUGUGACCUGUAGACUUUUUCUUCUGGUGUGUUGUACCUCUCCCUUUACCUCUGUGUGAGUUGUGUAGAAUCCUAGCUGUUCUUUAUUUUUUUCUCAUUUCCUGUAAUGACUACCAAGACCAUCUAACUAGACUAAAAAAUAAUCUGUUCGAAUACUUUCUAAUUAAUGUUGAGCUCUUUAGGUUUAAACUGUGAUGUAAAGAAUGGAUGUGUCCCCAGAUUGAGAUUGGACCAUGACAUGACACAUGUAACCCUGUGUGAUCUGGACCCCUGGUGCAGUGUGAAGGCUCUGCAGCUCACACAGGGUUCCAUGGAUCCGACGUCAUGUUCCUGUGGGCCAACACCAGCUGACGGUUACCCCAGCUCUGUGUUUUCAUCCUCAGUGGCUGGUGUUCAGCUCAAAUGGAAACUUUCUUUAGUCCCUGUUCCCUUUUCCUUUGUGAUGUCAGAAUUUGUUUCAUUGAUUCAUGGUAGCAGAAGAUCACAGAUCAAAACUUCCUCCUGCAUCAUGUCUGGCAGAAGUGUUUUAGAAAGCUGCCUGGGUGUUAGCAUCUCACUGUCCUCAGGGAGGGAUCUGUCUGCAGGGAAAGCUCCUGUUCUAUCACAGCAGGUAUGAUCUGGACAUCAACAAUGGGUGCAGCACUGUGGAGAAAAACACAUUCUGUAGUGAGACUGACCAUAAACAAUAUUUAGCUCAAUGUUUUUACGGUUCAUUUUUUCUCAACACUUCUGUGAAAAGCAUACGCCGGGUUAAACAUACCUCCUUAUUUUUGUUCCCCUAUCAUCAGGGUGUCGCUGUCCCUGACUUGUGACACCAGAUUGUCUGUCCAGUGUGCAUAAGUGGUUUUUGUAGAAUGUCUUGCCCACUAGCUGGUCUUUUUCUACUUCCUGACACUUUGAAAGUCUAUGUGAACUGUAAAACCUUUUUAACAUUAAAGAUUACAAUCUUUACCGAGAGAGAGCUUCUAGAUUUAUAAAAGGAACAUUUUUAAAAAGGACAUGGAGAAAUAAAAUAAAAAAAGAAUUUUCUGAAAAUGCUUUAAUAGCUUUUUGUAAAGCCAUAAACUGUUCGACAAGUUAAAGGAGCUGUGCGACUUCAAUAACAAAAACAGAAACCACACUACAGCAGCCUGCGAGCGAUCUUUUCAUGUGAGAUCAGAAGGGAACACCUAUGCGCUCCCAGACAAAGGAGUGAUUAACUAGCCGUCUGCUGUGCAGCAGACCUGCUGCUGGUUGAACGCCCCUCUUUGCCUCAGUGUUUCAGCACAUGUUCUGGACUCUGUAAUGACGGUGAAUAAAUUAUUAUGAAGUAAUGAUGGAUUUUCAGUUUUCUGUAAACGAUCUGUUGCUUUAAUAAAAGGUUUGGGACAGCUUG
This is a messenger RNA of Eleginops maclovinus (Patagonian blennie), 3933 nucleotides long. It is a transcript of the gene asph, whose product is annotated as aspartate beta-hydroxylase. The transcript is spliced from 12 exons. Gene Ontology annotation, molecular function: peptidyl-aspartic acid 3-dioxygenase activity. Bases 167 to 1816 code for a protein of 549 amino acids. Gene Ontology annotation, cellular component: membrane; endoplasmic reticulum. The record is from RefSeq and is a predicted model, not a curated record. NCBI's taxonomy places the organism in Eukaryota, Metazoa, Chordata, Actinopteri, Perciformes, Eleginopidae. Gene Ontology annotation, biological process: peptidyl-aspartic acid hydroxylation.